GCUGGACAAUGAGGGCAUAAUGGGUCGGAAGCAAGGCCUUAGCUACUCCAUUAACCAACCUGACCUCAUUGAGCACGUGAUCCAGCGCAACCCCCUCCAGCAACAGCCCAACAACCAGAUCGCCACCGACAACCAGGACAACCAAGAUGAAAGGGAGAGUGAUGACAAGUGCAUGCUAACACCUGAAGGAGGAGAGCCAGGUAUCGACUCUGGGAUCGUGACAGACGGAGGAUCGACGUCGUCCUCGAACUCCUCGCAUCAAGGGCAUCACUCACCCACUCACAUCCCCCACAUGACAGCAGGACAUACUCAGGACCUGUAUGCCCUCCCAGUGAAACGACCCUCAGCGCAGACAGGGUCCCAGCACUCGACUCCGACGCACCAGCUGCCACAGAACGACAACCACAAGGAGAAGACAGAUCCACCCAUAGAGGAUACCCUUCCACCUGGAUGGGAGAAACACGAAGAUAACGACGGGCCAUAUUACUGGCACAUAAAGAGUGGCACCAUCACACGCACACCGCCAGAACCCACAGACGCCGUCACCUCAGCACCUCUGAGGGCUGAGCGACGCCACAAAGAAUCGUCUGACCAGACAAGCAGUAGCGUGGCAGGGACGGUGACCAGGAGCAACACUUCCUCUGCUUUGUCUGAGCUCUCCGACUCUCGCCCGCGCACCGCUGCCGUCGACAAUGCUUACAAGCGGGCGCAGCUACCCCGCCCGCGCGACAUAACCGAGGGGAGUGGGGGCCGCCCCAUUCGCUUCGCCGUCCGCUCGCUGGGCUGGGUGGAGAUCGCCGAGGAGGACCUGACGCCAGAGCGCUCGUCCAAGGCCGUCAACCGCUGCAUCGUCGACCUCUCCGUCGGCAGACGUGAUGUGCUCGACGUCGUCGGAUGCUGGGGAGAUGGGAAGGACCUCUUUAUGGACCUCGACGAAGGCUCGCUCAAGCUGGUAGACCCCGAGAACCUGACAGUGCUGAACACGCAGCCCAUCCACACCAUCCGCGUGUGGGGCGUGGGGCGCGACAAUGGCAGGGACUUUGCAUAUGUAGCUCGGGAUCGUGUGUCAAGGAAGCACAUGUGUCAUGUUUUCCGGUGUGACACUCCUGCCAGGACGAUUGCAAACACGCUAAGAGACAUCUGCAAGAAGAUUAUGAUUGAACGUUCACUUCAGCAGAAUAUGAACAAACCCCUUGAUACAAGUGCCAGUAGUGGAGGUGGUACUGGAAGAUUGACACGACCCACGAACUUGCCCACUGAACAUCGCCGAGUUCAUCGUCAUCCUCAAAUCAUUCCUGCUCAGUCAUUCCCCACACCAAUGGAGGAACCAAAGAAGGUCAUGCGCGUAGAGUACGUUGGCAUGCUUCAAGUUGAAAAACCCUCAGGCAUGGAAGUCAUCAACACUGCAAUUGACAGAGUAGCUGAAGAAAAUCCAAGACCUUGGAAGCAAGUAUCAGUGGCUGUUGCUCCUUCCACUGUUACUGUCACAAAUACAGAUGAUGGCAAGCAAAUAGCCGAGUGCAGAGUUCGAUACCUGUCCUUCUUGGGUAUUGGUCGUGACGUCAGGCAUUGUGCCUUCAUCAUGCACACGGCCCAGGACCAAUUUAUUGCCUAUGUGUUUUAUUGUGAGCCAUCCACUGGAGCACUCUGCAAGACCAUUGAGGCUGCAUGCAAGCUGAGAUACCAGAAGUGUUUGGAUGCCCACCCAGGCGUGAGUCGUGGCAGGGGAGCAGGAACCCCCCGCAGCAUCUCCUCCACCCUGCGCUCCAUGUUUGGUUCCAUCACUGGACGGAAGGCUCGGUCAGCAGAGUCUUGAGAUGAGGACUCACCUCUGCAGGACUUCUGGGCCCAGCCUGCAGAGCGUGAGGUCAUCCCGCACCGCCACCUGACCAGCCCUGGUGGAGGCUCCACUUCCCCGACUGUGUCAGGGUGUCCCUUUUCCUCACGACAGGUGCAGGCAUUGGUCUCUCCCACGUGUGAAUCUCCCCACUCCUUUUCCACUCUCCAUCGCUCUCCAACCACUCAAGCCCUCAUGAAGGUUCCUCCCACACCAGCCACGCCCAUGUCCCCCAUGGAUGCCCUCCGUCGCCUCCAACUCCCUCCAGAUCUCUCUCCUCAGGAAGAGGAUUUAGAGGGUGGAGUUGACCUGGAGGAGGGAGUAGGGGAUGAGGAAGAUGAUGGCGUAGAGGAACUAGGAAGUACCUAAACUGAUCAAUGAAAUAUGCAGUUUUCUGCUUCAGAAGUGAAGUGCCAUUCAGCCAACAUGGUUAACUGCUACAGUCCUAAUAGUUUAAAAACAAACAGCUGUACUGAUAUGCUUGAUGAGUUGGUAUCAGAAGCAGCAGCAUGAAUUCAUUUCAAUAAAUCAUUUACAAAGUAAAAUGAUCUAGAGAGCAACCUAAAUCAUAUAUCCUAAUAUGCCCUCCAUACAGCCAUGCACAAUAUGGCAUCUUUUAUUUUUUGACUUCAGUAGAAAUGGUAGACUCCUUUAAGCUGAUAAUUGCAUCAUAUUUCCUGACUUCCUAAGUUCCUCUCUAGUCACCCGCCACUUUCCUACAGAUUGACAUAUAAUUUUGUCACAAGUGAUAUAUUGUAGACAAGAAUGGAAAGCUCUAUCAUAGACAUAGAAAAUGGAGAUGGUUUGGAUUUUACUAUAAGGGGAUUCCUAUUAAUCCAAGUAAUGUGGGCGUGUGGCUUGGUGUUUGGAUCUGGUUUGGUGUACGCACGUUCAGCAGGGCCCAGAUUGGCUGGUUGUGUGUAGACUACCUUGCAUCACAAAUCUUCUGCACGUACUCAGUAUGGUUGAGUUUAUAAACGUAAGAAUAUCUUAAGAACUCAUUCUGGCCACUCUUUAGCAAGCUCUAAGUGGGCAUAACACGAGGAAUUCUUGGAAUUCUUACUUUAUGAAGACAGCCUCCGCUUCUCGGUACUCCCGUGGAAGAGAUCAUCAGCAGGGGAUCAAGUUGUGCCUCUGCUUGCGUAGAAAUUUUGCUAACCACUAACACAUUGAUGUACAUUUGUGAAUGUUUUAUGUGGCCUAGUGCAACUGUAUCUCUUUCUCUGCUUUAUCAAUUAUUGUCACAGGAACAUGCUAUUUGUUGGAUGUUGACUGAUCUGUGUUUGGCAAAUGUUGCUGAGCUUAAUUAUUUUUACCUUUUUACAGUGAUUGAUUAUAGUGGUUAUAUAUAUAUAUAUUAGAUGACUCAACAGAAGUUCAUGAAUAUUCUGUAAUAUGGUGAAAAGAGUUAUGCUUAGAACCUAAACUAAUCCAACACUGUCAAGUUAAGAUCACAGUAUAGCAAUCAGAACAACUAGCUAAGUAUGUUUUGUGAAACAUAACUUUAACCUCACUGUCAGCUGUGUUGUAUAUAUAAGCAUACACACACACAUAUAUAUGUGUAUAUGUAUAUGUAUAUAUAUAAUGUAUGUAUGUAUGCAUGUAUGUAUGUAUGUAUAUAUGUACAGACACACUUUCUUUUCUUUUCUUUUAAUUUAUCUUGUGUGUGACAAGAUUCUUGGUCAUUCAAUCUCUCAGCUUUGUUCAAAACAAUUACUGUACCUCUUCAGCUGAACUCAUAUAGGCUACUUCUACUCUUGUUGACUGUGAGUGAAUGUUUUCUUGUUACCGCAUAUAGCCAAGUAACUAGUCGUUAACAUAAUGUACUUAUGAGUGCUUGACUGGAGAAACUUUACAUACUUAGGGAUAUAAAUCAGUGAGCACAAGGAGCUUAGUCAGCUUGCAAGAUCUCCAGGUCUGCAUGGAUAUAAAAGGGCAGCCAUAAGUAACUGUAGGUCAGAUUAGACACCAUUGAUUGGGAAUAGUAUUAUUCCCACUCUUUUUUCUUUUGCUUGUAGCUCCCAUCUGUAGCAUAUAAUACCAUAUUUCCUUGUGCCCAUUGUGAAUAACACAUACAUAAAGCCUUAGGUGUAAAAUAGAACCUAUGUAUUUGUAGUGUUCACUUUGGUCAGUCACCUGAGCCUCCUAAACUGACCCACAGAGGGCACAUAUUCCACCAAAGUCAGUUGAUCAUUGUUAUUUUUAUUUUAUUUAUAUAUUUUUCAUAGGAAGCAUCUCAUCAGAUCGUGAAAGCUACUUGAAUUUCUGCCAUCUUUCUUUUCUUAGUAUUUUUUAUUUAAAUAAUAUAAAUAACUAAUAUAUAUAUAUAUAGUAUGACAAUUUGCAAUGCUAGAAUUUUAAGGCAUGAAAACAUGGUGUGUUGAGAUAGCUUCUUGACAAUUUAAUGUGAAAAAACUUAGGUUGGGUCACUGUAGGAGAAGUCCACACAGCACAGUAACAUACAUGUAGCCACAUCAGCAACUAUGGAUCUUAACAAAUAUGCCAGUAACUAUUUAUAGUUAAGUAAAGAAUGUCUCUUUUAAUUUAGUACUACUGUGUACUUACUUCUUUAAUAAUUAGAUUGUUUUGAAUUAGCAUCACAUUGUUUGUGGCAUUUGUGUAAAUUGUGAAAUAACCAUUCAUUUUUAUUUCUUAUUUCCUUACAUUUUGCAAAAUUAUUACCAGUAUGUCAUGGAGAACUGUAUGUAGGAAUUCCAGGAUGUUGAAUACGAGAUAAAUAUUUACGGCAUGUUUCAAGUUCUGAAUGUAGUGUAGAUCAAAUCCAUGAAUGUAAAAUGCAUUCCAAGGACAAAGUUCCGGAGAAAGAAUAGAACUUUCCUUAUUGAGACCUAUCGUUGCUGGUUAUGUUACGAUCAUUGCCAUAGUUACCAGCAUGUGGUAAAUUACCCAUGAUUUGUGUAAAAGUUUAUGAUUGCUGGUGUAUACUGGAACAGUUGAAACUUGUCAGAAAAAAAUCUGAAUUUUGCAGAACCAGUUAGUGCUUUUUUAUUUUAACUGACAGAACUGUAUAAAGUAAGGUUAAAUAUACAGGUAUACUGGUAGAUUUUAUGAUUUUAUCUCUUGAAAAGGUAGAAUGGUUCUUGCAUUGGUUUAGAUAAUGCCAUACAUACAUUCCAUUGAGGUAGUAUAUUGAUUUGAGGGAGGAAUAUUGUUAAAGCCAAGGCCAUUUGUAGUGGCCAUUCUAGAUUGAAUAACAGUAGAUUGUAAGGCUCAUAAUUGUUUAUUAAUGUUCAUGUCCAGUCAUUGUGAGAGACCAAGGAACUGUCAUUCCCAGUUUCAUGGUAUACCUUAAGUAAUUAAGAUGACUGAAGCAACCAUUUGCAUUAUUUCUGAAAUUUUUUAGUUCAAAUGCCUCUUGAGAUGUAAUACUUUAUGGGUGAAUUUUUGUGUAUUUUUGUAUUUCAGUUACACAUGUAUGUACAACUCCUCUGGCAAGUCAUGUAUUUAAGUGCCUGUCUAUUUGCAUUGCAGGCGCUUACACAAACUUUAUCAAUGUUGAUACCCAGGUGUGAGCAAAAUACAUUAUUACAUAGAAUAAA
Messenger RNA from Penaeus vannamei (Pacific white shrimp), 5397 nucleotides. NCBI's taxonomy places the organism in Eukaryota, Metazoa, Arthropoda, Malacostraca, Decapoda, Penaeidae. The record is from RefSeq and is a predicted model, not a curated record.